UUGGUAGCGCCUGCUGGAUAAUCAAGUUUUUAACAUGAAGUAAACGAGCCCAUAUAUGAGUGACGAGGGCGGCGUACUAACUGCAACAUCGUCAAAACAUUCAUCCACACCCGUAUCUUCGGAAGGUGAACUUAUAAAUGAUCUCUCUUCUCCUCUACUUUCAUCUUCUACCAAUCCAACGGUGAAACCUGUGCAUGUCAGGUACUCAGGUUUUCUUGAUUGAGUGGAGGAUGCUAUUUAUGUUUUAAAAGCUGGCCGAAGAAUUUGGUUUCAGCCUAGUGUACGACCUUUAGGGUAGGAAGCUUUUUAUCACAAUGGGAACCCCUUACCGCAGUGUUGGCUUUAGGAAAUCGAAUGACAGUGCCAGACUUAUUAUCACGACAGUCAUGGGCAUGGUGUUUGGAUAUUUUAUAGGCAUUUCCUUUCCAUUACUUUCUUUAGCCAAGAUUAACUUACCUUCAAGCCUUAUAUCAUCUCUUGAUGUAGCCUUUGGUGAGGACCAUCAGAGAUUUACUGAGCGUAGUUUUCCUGAAAAUCUUGGUUCGGGUAGCACUCCAUUAUCACCUAAGAUCUAUGUUCCUUCCAACCCUCGGGGUGCAGAGUCAUUGCCACCAGGAAUUGUAGUUUCAGAAUCUGAUUUUUAUCUACGUAGAUUAUGGGGUGAACCAAGCGAGGACCUGAAAAUGAAGCCGAAGUACCUUGUAACAUUCACAGUUGGUUUGGAUCAAAAGAAUAAUAUCAAUGCAGCUGUUCAAAAGUUUUCAGAAGAUUUUCAAAUUAUGCUUUUCCAUUAUGAUGGUCGGACAACUGAAUGGGAUCAAUUUGAGUGGUCAAAGCGUGCAAUUCAUGUCAGUGUUAGAAAGCAGACAAAAUGGUGGUAUGCGAAGCGGUUUUUGCAUCCUGAUGUUGUAGCUGCUUAUGAUUACAUAUUUAUUUGGGAUGAAGAUCUUGGAGUAGAACACUUCAAUGCACAAAAGUAUAUUCAACUUGUGAAGAAACAUGGUCUGGAGAUAUCUCAGCCUGGAUUAGAGCCAAACAAUGGAUUGACAUGGCAGAUGACAAAAAGGAGAGGAGACAAAGAAGUCCACAAGGAUACAGAUGAGAAACCAGGAUGGUGCAGUGAUCCACAUUUGCCUCCCUGUGCAGCUUUUGUAGAAAUUAUGGCUCCUGUGUUCUCUCGAGACGCAUGGCGGUGUGUUUGGCAUAUGAUUCAGAAUGACCUGGUGCAUGGAUGGGGAUUAGAUUUUGCUCUCAGACGAUGUGUAGAGCCUGCUCAUGAAAAGAUUGGUGUAGUUGAUUCACAGUGGAUUAUUCAUCAAGUUAUCCCUUCUCUAGGGAAUCAGGGUCGGUCUGAAGAUGGUAAAGCUCCUUGGCAAGGGGUAAGAGAGAGAUGCAGAGGGGAAUGGGCAAUGUUCCAAGAUCGCCUAGCCAAUGCUGACAAACAAUAUUUUGCGCAGCUCGGAAGGAGUUGAAAGGAUGUCAGUAAAAAAUGCUUCUCUUUUGGCUGGAAUUUUGUACAUGGAACUCCGAUUUUCAUUCUCGAGUUAUACGCUCCCUCUCUCUUCUUUCUCAGUAGUAGAGAGUAGCAACCACAAUAUUCAUCUAUGUAGUCAGGGGCAGUCAAAAAAUAAGUUAGGAAGCGGAAUAUCUCUGUGCAUAGUUACCCGAGAUUUUUAUUGAGUAAUAUAUAGGCAAAUGAAAAAGAUAUUCUGUUCAUAUGCUUGCUUGGGUAUUUCGUAUGGUGUGUAAUUCAUUCAUCAAUCCCCAGAGCAUCGUUUCAGUCGUAGAUGUUUCAUGUUCAACUUUAAUGAAUUGAUCCUGAAUGAAUUCUCUAAGGUAGUCUUUUUUCAUAUGGAUUAAUGGAUGACUAGUUUCCACUUUCAACUUUCAAUAUAUAACUCCUUCC
Cuscuta epithymum is the source of this 1906-nucleotide messenger RNA. The record is from the annotation of a GenBank genome assembly. NCBI's taxonomy places the organism in Eukaryota, Viridiplantae, Streptophyta, Magnoliopsida, Solanales, Convolvulaceae.